Messenger RNA from Apodemus sylvaticus (European woodmouse), 3037 nucleotides. It is a transcript of the gene Pcid2, whose product is annotated as PCI domain containing 2. The transcript is spliced from 14 exons. Gene Ontology annotation, molecular function: RNA binding; double-stranded DNA binding. The record is from RefSeq and is a predicted model, not a curated record. Lineage: Eukaryota; Metazoa; Chordata; Mammalia; Rodentia; Muridae. Gene Ontology annotation, cellular component: transcription export complex 2. Gene Ontology annotation, biological process: transcription elongation by RNA polymerase II; poly(A)+ mRNA export from nucleus; post-transcriptional tethering of RNA polymerase II gene DNA at nuclear periphery. The coding region runs from base 719 to 1918 and encodes 399 amino acids.
GCGGCCCGGUCCGCGCGCCCGAGGUCCAACCGCCGCGGCGCGCACCGGAACGAUCCGGCUCCGGGGCGCGGACUCCGCCCAAGGAGGGCUCGGGGACUCGCGGACGUUCUACAACGAAUGCUCGCGAGAGGGCGCCGUGACACCCGCGCCGAGUGCUCGGGAGCUUGCUGCCCCACGUCACAGCGAGGGCCGGGACACCCGGGUUAGACGACCUGAGUGCAGAAAAGCACCCCACCACCUCGCCUCCGUGCGGCGGCACGUCGAUGGUUGGGACGGGACGCUCUACACUCAGUUAUCUGGGGUGCCCCGGUGAGGGGUGUGGGAGGACUCGGGGACGUUUUCCGAGUGGGAUCUGGGCUUGUUGUUCGGAGAGAGCCAAGAGCACCUCUGCACACUGAGGGCUGGAGAACGGGUCCCCCUCAUCGUGGAAGGGGAGAGGGGUAACGAGGAAUCGGGUCACUAGCACACGGACGUGUAGGUUGGAACUCCUCCACGUCAGUCCCCCGUCCUCGAGCGCGCCCCCGCCGGACCUGAGGCGUCCCAGGCACCCGCACUCACAGCUACCAAAAGAGAAAGGCUCGCGCCUUCUCUGCUCAGCUGGCGCCACCCGCUCCGGAACCAACGUGCGGAGGAUACAGUGUGUGGGUGGGUCGGGGGGACAAGGAGCGCAGACGGACGUGCGCCGGAAGUGAGGCACAUAACACCCGCGGCCGCAGCUAUGGCGCACAUCACCAUUAACCAGUACCUACAGCAGGUGUACGAAGCCAUCGACACCAGAGAUGGAGCAUCCUGCGCAGAGCUGGUGUCCUUCAAGCACCCUCAUGUUGCGAACCCACGGCUCCAGAUGGCCUCUCCGGAAGAGAAAUGCCAGCAAGUUCUGGAGCCCCCUUAUGACGAAAUGUUUGCUGCUCACUUAAGGUGUACUUAUGCUGUGGGGAAUCAUGACUUCAUAGAAGCGUACAAGUGCCAGACGGUGAUAGUCCAAUCAUUCCUUCGGGCAUUCCAGGCUCACAAAGAAGAAAACUGGGCUCUGCCUGUCAUGUAUGCAGUAGCACUUGACCUUCGGAUAUUUGCCAAUAACGCAGACCAGCAGCUGGUAAAGAAAGGGAAGAGCAAAGUAGGAGACAUGCUGGAGAAAGCUGCCGAGCUGCUGAUGAGCUGCUUCCGAGUCUGUGCCAGUGACACCCGUGCCGGCAUAGAAGACUCUAAGAAGUGGGGGAUGCUGUUCCUGGUGAACCAGCUAUUUAAAAUCUACUUUAAGAUCAACAAACUCCAUUUGUGUAAACCUCUUAUCCGAGCCAUUGACAGCUCGAAUCUGAAAGACGACUACAGCACGGCGCAGAGGAUCACGUACAAGUACUACGUGGGGCGCAAGGCCAUGUUUGACAGUGACUUCAAGCAAGCUGAGGAGUACCUGUCGUUUGCCUUCGAACACUGCCAUCGCUCCAGCCAGAAGAACAAGAGGAUGAUCCUCAUCUACCUGCUGCCCGUCAAGAUGCUGCUGGGUCACAUGCCGACCAUCGAGCUCCUGAGGAAGUACCACCUGAUGCAGUUUUCGGAAGUGACCAGAGCCGUCAGUGAGGGCAAUCUGCUGCUGCUCAAUGAGGCGCUGGCCAAGCACGAGACGUUCUUCAUCCGCUGUGGCAUCUUCCUCAUCCUGGAGAAGCUGAAGAUCAUCACUUACAGGAACCUCUUCAAGAAAGUAUAUUUGUUACUCAAGACACAUCAGUUGUCUCUAGACGCCUUUCUGGUUGCUCUGAAGUUCAUGCACGUGGAGGACGUGGACAUUGACGAAGUCCAGUGCAUUCUGGCCAACUUGAUAUACAUGGGUCACAUUAAAGGCUACAUCUCCCAUCAGCAUCAGAAACUGGUCGUCAGCAAGCAAAACCCUUUCCCUCCACUGUCCACGGUGUGCUGAUGCCCACGCCCGGCGGAUGGAGUGCGCUCCUGCUACAGCUGCCCUCUGGAGCUCACGUCUCCAGGUGCUUCCCCAGGGCCACUGCGGCAGGGGCCAGCACUGAGGGCCUACCCGAGGUCUCCACUGUCCUCACUCAUGCCAGCCCUGCCAAGACCUGGGGUUCUGUCUCAAGAUGGACAAACGCCCUGCUGCUGGCCUGUAGGGCUUGUGACCUCCUGGGAAGGAGGUGGCAGCUGUGCUUCAGUCUUAUGUUGUUUAUGGAGGCUGGCUUUGUAACAUUUUGUAGUGUUUCCUUCCUUCCUUCCUUCCUUCCUUCCUUCCUUCCUUCCUUCCUUCCUUCCUUUGUUUUUUAAAAAGGUAAGCCAAAUUUAUACAGGUGACUCGUUGUUUACUGUAUGUUAGAUAAUGCAUCUAUUUUCAUAUGCAAAAUGUCAGCAUUUUGUGAGCUCAAAAUACUGGGUUCACCUGAGAAUUCUUUUUAAAACAUAGAAUUUAGGGGAUGGAGAGGCGGCUCAGUCAAGACCAGCCCCUGCUCUGCGGAGUGCCACGGUGCGGCUCACAGCUGUCCAGCUCCAGUUCUAGGGGACCCACUGCCUUCUUUGGCCUCCAUGGGCUCCUACCCACGUGUACAUAAGCUCACUCAGGCAAACAGGCCUGAGUUAAAUAUAAUAACUCAGGCCUGAAUUAUGUUAAAUAAAUACAUCUUUUUUAAGAAGAAAAGCAGUGAUUAGUCUGCUGUAAAUUCCAACAAUUCUAAAGACUGCAUGGGACUAUGACAAGGCCUGGCUGUUGGACUCUGGUAAUGUCCCCUUCUGAGCUACUGUUGCCUGUCCUCUGCCUCUCUUCAUUUCCUACAGCCACUGUCCUGUCAGGCCCUUACUCUGUACCUGCAUCUAGUUUAACCUUUUCCAGAGACCCUUCCUCUAGACAGUUAGCCUGAGCAGGGCUUCAGCAGAAGGUUUUGGGCACAGUGCAUCCUGCAGCCCUGGAGACGGUCCAACUCCUCCUCCUCCUCCUUCCUCCUCUUCCUUCCUCCUCCCACUUCCUCCUCCUCCUUCUCCCCCUUCCUCCUCCUCUUCUUUUUCUUUGUUUCAAAUAAAUGGUUAUUUAUUUAUUUUA